Messenger RNA from Peronospora farinosa, 1044 nucleotides. The record is from the annotation of a GenBank genome assembly. Lineage: Eukaryota; Oomycota; Peronosporomycetes; Peronosporales; Peronosporaceae.
AUGACGUCGAUAGGCGAUGGCUCUCCGCCGUAUUCUGCUGCGCAGAUCGACAAUUGCGCGUUUUCUGCGUGGUAUCCGAAGCUAAAGCGUGUAUCUAUCAAGAGUGUAGUGAUACCUUUGCCAUUGGAUUUUGUCGAUAUCUUAAUGGCUGACGGUGUGACGCUGCCGACGGCUCCAGUGGUUUGUCAGAUCGAAGAUGAGGACGAAGCAGAUGCAGAAGAUGCUGACAGCGUCAAUGCACUCACAGAUGAACAAUUAAAUGUCAUUCUAAGAGUGAAAAAAGAAGUGGAAAAGGUGCUACAGGAUUUUAAUGGAGAACUCUUUCUCAAGACCAACUGGAGUGCACCUCGCGACGCUGCGUGGAUGCUUGGCACGCUCAAGUGCACGACCUUUGAAGACGUUUUUCUGCUUCUCCAAGCCUCAGACUUUGUCGUACACGACUUCACGCAACCUUAUACUGGAUGCAGUGAUACACAGGACAAGACUGUACCCCAUACAGACUAUUUAGUGCUCAAGAAAUGGUGCAACUUUCUUGACUCGAUGCUAUUCCGGUGCUUCGUUGUCGGUCAUCGUCUCAUGGCUGUGUCGCAACGCAAUUGCGACGAGUUCUACGAAUUCCUUCCAGACCAGCAGGACGAACUAUGCGAGUUGCUAUACGAGUUUUAUAAAAAGAACUUCCGAAUGUCUGGUGACCAGUUUGUGUUUCCAGAUCCAAACUACAGCUUUGACGUGUACGUAGACAAGCGUCGACGCGUCUACCUCUUGGACAUCAACGUGUUUGGUGGUGUCACGGAUACGUUGCUUUUUUCUUGGGAGGAUUUACUGGAGCUGCAGGCGGAAAACCCAGCGACGCCACACGAUGUCGAAGACGAGUACCACAAAAUUGACUUUCGAGUGGUCGAGUCCAAAAAGGGCAUCCGUGCACAUCCGCUAAGCGAAUAUCGCGCGCCAACUGAUCUUGUGGAUCACCUUGCGGGUGGUGCUGGUUUUGACGCCUUCAUUGAACAGGUUCGGCGCGACAAUGCUGGUGACGGAGAAAACUAG